This is a messenger RNA of Odocoileus virginianus texanus, 2158 nucleotides long. The record is from RefSeq and is a predicted model, not a curated record. Lineage: Eukaryota; Metazoa; Chordata; Mammalia; Artiodactyla; Cervidae.
UCCUUGCUCACGUGUCUCAUCUGCUUGUAAGGUCCUCUCCCCCAAUCACUCCCUCCUUUUCAGCUAACUUCCACACCCCACUAAAUACUGAGACCAGAGGGACUCUCCUCUAGGAGGCUUCUCCUGAUGCCCUCUCCUGAAGCUCCACCCUGGCUGCACAAGGUACCUCCUUCCGUUCUCCCAUGACAUUAUUUUUAAGUUCUGUUGCUGCAGUUACCAUUCAGCCCUAUAAAAGGCUGUUUAUGUCCAUUUCACCAAAUAGGUUCUAAAUUCCCUCAAGACAGGAACCAUCCUGGACACCGACAUGACAAGAGGAAAGGAAGUGUCAUGGCGUUUGUCCUUCUGCCAUCGAGAGGGAGUCUUGUCAGCUGAGUUGAUGAGGGGAUGGGAUAUUUUGAGAGCAAGGCACUGGCUCCUGUAGCUUUCGAUCCCUUUCUUCUCUCUGCCCACACUUCUGGCUAUAACUUGGGUCCUUGUGUUACCAUGGUAACCAACAGUCCCAGAACACAGACUUCCGGCAGCUGGACUUCUAGCUACUGAGACUCAGGACCUGAAGAACUUCUCGUGUCUCCAGUCUAUGGCUCAGGAGUUGGCAGCACCCCUUUCACGUGGGCAGCCACCAGGGCAGAACCUUACAGAGACUACAACAGGUGCAUGGACGUAUCCCUGGGAUGAGGGAGACCUGAGAUUUGAACCUUCGAACUCCAUGGUGCACUCAUUCUCCAGCAGCUCUGAAUCAAACCUGAGUCUCUCUGUGGGCUAUUUCCCCUGUGAGGACAUCUCCUCCUGUGAGAACACCCUCUCCUGUGAAGACUCAUCUGCUGAAGGUCCAUCAGUCCACUUUGUCCCUCCUAUCCAAGGGUCAUGGUGGACUGAAAACACAGGGAGGCUCCUAGCGAGACGAGACCAGACACAGGACGGCCCAGAACAGUUCUGCAAACUCAGCAUCACCCUGGCCUGGGAUGUUGACGUGGCCUCUAACAAUUCAGACUCAGCUGCUAACUGUGACCUAAGUGGAGGCAACAGAGACAAGCACCCCAAAGAGAAGACACAGAUGACUCUCAGCAAACUGGACGGUCUUGUGCAAAAGCUUGAGAAAUUUCUAGAGAACCAGAAAGAUGACAAAGAUGAUGACUCUGUGUUCCCUGAAUCUGCUCAGGAAGAAGACUCCCAGCUGCCUAGCAGCUCCCUUCCAGGUAUGGCUCAGGUUAGUCAUCAAGAACAUGGUAGCUGUCAAGAUUUGGCCAAGUUCAACCCACUAGAACAUGAAGAUGUCAUCCAGUUUCCACAGAUUCAUCCAAGGCGUCAGAACCAGGAGCUUGCUAAGACAAUAAGCGAGGCAACUGGCAGCCAAGGGACAGAUAUUGCAGAGAUCUCCUCAGUCUUAUCAGGUCUACCAGAGGAGGAGGACACUCACUCCAGCACAGAAGCCCUCUCAUGUCUGAAUUUCGGGUGCGUCUUCCGCUGGCUAAGGCACCAAGUCCUCCCCUCACUUUUGGGGAGAGAGGAUCCCAAGAAGGCCACUGAGCGUCCCCGUGAACUGGCACAAAAGAAGAGAUUCUCUCACAGAAGCAAGAGAAUCCAACCUCAAGAAUCCUUCGAAUUAGGACACCCCAUACCACCAGAUUUUUAAACUUUUUGAUAGUCCCUAUUCUACAAGCCCCACAAGUUGUUUUUCCCAAUAAACAAAAUAUAUAUUCUUUUAAAGAAUUUACUUAUUUAGUUAUUUAUUUUUGGCUGCCCUGGGUCUUCAUUGCUUUCCAAGGGCUUUCUAUAGUUGUGGGGACUGGGGGCCUCUCACUGCGGUGGCUCCUCUUGUCUCAGAGCAUGGCUCCAGGGCACACAGGCUUCAGGAACUGCUGCGUGCGGGCUCAGUAAUUGUGAUUCUUGGACUCUAAGGGCACAGUCUCAAUAGCUGCGGCACACAGGCUUAGCUGCCCAGCAGCAUGUGGGAUCUUCCCAGGCCAGGGAUCGAACCAAUGUCCCUUGUAUUGCAAGGUGGAUUCUUAACCACUAGGCUACCAGGGAAGCCCUCCAGCUGACUUAUUAUUUAAGAGAAAAGUCAUGUAAACACAUGACUAUAAAGGGUUAUGGCAAGUAAGAGUAUGCACGUGGUCCAUAUUGAAUACUAAAUAACCAAUUCAACACAGGUAGGUUG